This is a messenger RNA of Thamnophis sirtalis, 3570 nucleotides long. RefSeq names its product ubiquitin protein ligase E3 component n-recognin 7 (gene UBR7). The record is from RefSeq and is a predicted model, not a curated record. Lineage: Eukaryota; Metazoa; Chordata; Lepidosauria; Squamata; Natricidae. Gene Ontology annotation, cellular component: cytoplasm. Gene Ontology annotation, molecular function: ubiquitin protein ligase activity; zinc ion binding.
GCGGAAGCGUCGCCUGUGCGGCGGAUUUGCGUUUUCCCGCCUUUUCCUCCUCCGCCUCAGGCGUUUUACGACGGAGCGAGGAAAGAAGCGACUUCAGGGAGAUGGAAAGGGCGAGGGCUGAUUCUGGCGCUCCAGAAGAGGAUGGCGGCAACGACAGCAACACUUCCACAGGCGGCGAAGAGGGCGACAGGAACGCCGAGGAGCCUGUCGUGUCGCUAGCCGAGGUGCUGGCCGAAAGCGAGGAGCUGGAGAACGAAGCGCGCGCCGUGCUGGGCGGGAGCGACCACGAGCGCUGCAGUUACUCUCAGGGUGCUGUAAAGAGGCAGGCAUUGUAUGCCUGCAGUACAUGUACACCAGCAGGUGAAGAACCAGCAGGGAUUUGUUUAGCAUGCAGCUAUGAAUGCCAUGGCUCUCACAAGUUAUUCGAGUUAUAUACAAAAAGAAACUUUCGCUGUGAUUGUGGAAACAGCAAGUUCAAAAAUCUGAAAUGCAAACUACACCCUGAAAAGGCAACAGUGAAUCCAGGAAAUAAAUAUAAUGAUAAUUUCUAUGGAUUAUAUUGUAUUUGUAAAAGACCUUACCCAGACCCUGAUGAUGAGAUUCCAGAUGAAAUGAUCCAGUGCAUAGUUUGUGAAGAUUGGUUUCAUGGAAGGCAUCUUGGUGUUGUCCCUCCAGAUAGUGGGGAUUUUCAUGAAAUGGUAUGUCAGUCUUGCAUGGAUCACUGCCCUUUCUUGUGGGCAUAUGCCUCGCGGUUAGCAGUUCCAACUGUGACCAAAGUUAUUGCUGCAGCUGAUGAUGGAACUGUGUUGAAUGUUGAAGAAACUGAAGUAAUCAAAAAUGAAAACAAUGUAGAUCAAAUGAAGACUGAGGAUAAAAUAAUACAAAUUAAUGAACCGUCUACCAGUUCUGGCAAUAAAUGUUCAGUGCCAGUUAAGAAGGAAAUACCAGUGUGCAAGCUGCAAGAACUUCAAGCCAAGCAGAACCUGAAGCAAAAUACAUCCACCUUCUGGCCACACAACUGGAGAAGCAAAUUGUGCACCUGCAAAGAAUGUGUGAAAAUGUAUUCUGAUAUGGGAGUCCCAUUCCUAACAGAUGAAUGUGAUACUGUCUUGGCUUAUGAAAAUAAAGGGACAAAUGACCAAGAAGCAGAUAGAAGAGAUCCUCUAAUGGACACACUUAACAGUAUGAACAGAGUACAGCAGGUAGAACUCAUCUGUGAGUACAAUGAUUUGAAAACAGAAUUGACAGACUAUUUGAGAAGAUUUGCAAAUGAAGGAACAGUUGUUAAACGAGAGGACAUUCAGCAAUUUUUUGAAGAAUUUCAGUCCCGAAAGAGGAGGAGGGUAGAUCAGAUGCAGUACUACUGCAGCUAGACUAGAUUGGAAGUCUUAAAAGACUACAUCUACAGCUGUCUCUGCUAAAUUCUGGGGUUUCUGUCCCAAUUUAAAUCUAGCUUCUUGUUCAUCUUGAUUUGUAUCCUAGAAGGCUGAGUUUAUUAUUUGCAGCCGCAUACAUACACCAAUUUUCUAGUAACUAUGCUGAGAAGUGAAAUGAUCAUGGAUUCACUUGUGUCAAAGGAAGGGCUGGUUAGUUUUCAGAAGAUACCUACUUAGAAACUAUACUGAUUGCCUCUGAAGAUAAUAUGGGUGACAACAAUCUUUUUUAUGACUUAAAAGAAAAACCUAGAUAAAGGUCUUAAUGAAUUAGCAUUCAGGUUCAGGGUCAAGGUACUUGUUUCUUAAAGACUUAUUUAAAUACAAGAUUUCAUAUCCGCUUGGUUUUAGGACAUUCAUUAUGGUAUAUUCUGCUAGUUGUUGCUGUUAAAAAGCCAAUUUGGAUCUUUAUAUGGCUUGCUGAAUUUAGUUGAAGUACAACUUUUAGCUAAAAUUAGACAUUCAUUAUUGUUGAAUGAAUAUGACUGAGGCCAGUGUGUGUAUUAUAAACAGCUGUUAACUGGUAGGCAAUGAUAGUGCAGAGGUUUAGUGAUAUUACCAAUAUGUUUUAAUUGAUUGCCAGCACAGAAUGUAUAAAUUGGUUUUUGGUCAUAAUUAUCAGGUUAAUCUAUUGACUUUUUAAGACUGACAUAAUGUAAUUGCAACUGAAACUGACAUAAUGUAAUUGCAAAUGUUUGGAAGAGCAGCCUACAAACCUAUUUACCAAACUGUAAAAUAUGGCUGUGAUCUUUUGUAAUUAUGUUAGAGAAUACAAAUCCUUAAUACUGAAAAGAAUGUUUAAAACAUCAUUUAAGAACAUCUAUUUUUUAUUGGUUAUAUUUAAUACCUAACUACUAGAAAUUCACAGCAAUCAUGCUGUAUUACCAAUACUUCAAUAAAAUGGUAUUUUAAUUUAAAAGUUGAUGAGUGUUGUAAAGGCUAGUUCUAAACAUUUAAACCUGAAAGCACAUUAUGCAUUUACUCAUCUAGUAGGAUGUCCAUUCCCCCCCCUCCAUUCCCCCAUCACAGAAAAUGUUGGCUGUUCAUGGGCUAUGAUUUUUCUCCUUAUAUUUUAAAUUAAUUAAGAGUCACUGCUAUAGCCAUAAGAUGUGGUUCUCUUGAGUGCUGUGUGGCUUUAUAUUGCUGUUAGAAUGGUAUGAAAAAUAACCAACAGUGCAUUAGAAAUAAUAAGCAAUUGUCUUACAUAAUUAGAUAAUUUUUUUAAAGAAUGAAUGAUGCAGUUUGGUAAGUAUGCAUUGAAGAAGCGUUAGCAGGCAGUGUGUUUCAAUUUCAGCAAUCUUUGUUGACAUAAGGAGAGCCCCCCAAAUAUUGCCAAGCUGAAAUUUGCUACGUGUUUUUACUCCUGACAAAUAUAAUAGGACAGAAGGAAAUGAAAAUCUAUCCCUGCUGGAGAGCAAUACCAAUCAGAAAUUACCCCAAUAAACUUGAAGUAUAACUGGUUUAGGAUGUUAAAGUGCCAUAUGAUUGUCUUUUCUAUUCUAACCAGCAAGGAAUCUGAAAGUCCACAUAAAUCAACUGUUAGAUCCAAGCAAACUAAUAUAAUUCAAUUAAUUGAUCAAUUACAGAUUUAUUAUAACCAAUUGAUGUUCAAUAAAUCUGUAAUUGAUCAAUUUAAUUAGGUAAUUACCUUUCUAAAGAACAGAUAACCUAUAUCAGCACAUGCAAAAAAUUUCACGCAAAGUAUGAGUCUCUAAAUCCUGGAUAGGCUAAUUUGUUAUGUCAUCCUUUCUUGAGGUGAAGUAUAAUCAGUGGUGACAUAAUAGUAGGAUAAUUCAUAGAAAGGAAAAUGCUUUGUUCCAAACCAUCACAUUCCAGAAAUUCUGCUAAGCCAUUGAGAUCAGCUAUAGUUGAUCAGGGACAAAAGCCUCAGUAAUGUAUGAAUUUGCACUAAAACAAAAUCUAAAUUUGCGGCAAGAGUUUUAUGAAUAUACUGAAAAAGUUAGAUUGUCACCUUACCUAUAUUCUGUGAUACACCUACCUCCAUAACCUUCCCAAUGAUUUGAGAAGACAUGCUGGGAUCUUUGUCACAGUCUGCUUUUUCUUUUCCUUGCUUCUACCUUUAAUGUUCAUUAUAUAGCACUUGAAUUGUUUCAAAUAAAGAUAUUGCCUACUGUAA